Protopolystoma xenopodis is the source of this 795-nucleotide messenger RNA. The record is from the annotation of a GenBank genome assembly. Lineage: Eukaryota; Metazoa; Platyhelminthes; Monogenea; Polystomatidea; Polystomatidae.
AUGAAUCCAGCUUCCUUUGGAGAAUUUGUUUGGGAUGGAUAUUCUCCAUUUGAAAAAAAUUUGCGAACUGAAUUAUCUAGUAUUUGGAUAGAUUCUGUUCCUCGACCGCAUGAAAAACCCAGUUUCUCUCCUGCUCGAACUCGACUGGUUUAUGGCACAAACGGUGUAAGAUGGGGCUGGUAUAUUGAUACAGAAACUGAAUUGAGAAGCUAUAUUUGCCAAGCAAACAAAUCUAUUGCGAAUCAGCUUAUGGAGCUUGAAAGAGGAGUUGAUUACGGACAAAUUGAUUUAAAUGACAUACAGCGUGCUCCAUGUUUUGUAAAGCAGCCAUUUGAUGUAUGGUAUCUUCCGAGCUAUGCAACUGAUAAAUUUGCUGAGUUUACUUGCAUGGCAAAUGGAAACCCGGUUCCAACAUACCGUUGGUAUAAACUUGGUUAUAUACAAAGUGACCUCGUUCAGUCAAAUGCUUCAGUCAUAACCCGAACGUUAAUUGACCCAUUGUCAGAUCCUACUGGCCGUAUUGCUAUAAGUAUGGGCUCCCUUGUUAUCCACUACGCUGAUCCACAGAUUGAUGCUCAAGAUUACCAAUGUGAGGCUAUCAACCAAUAUGGUAGUAUUUUGAGCCGCACAGCCCGUAUUGUGUUUGUACAGUUGGAAACAUUCCAAAAGCAGCCGAAAAUGCCAAGAACAGUUGCGGCUCAUCGAAGUAUUACCAUCCCUUGUGACCCUAUUGCUCAUUCUCCUCCUGAUACACUAAAACUGCAAACCAAUGUAUCAGUGGGAGAUUGCUCUUAA